GCAGUGCGCGGCGCUCCGGCGGCGUGUGCGGAACGGUGGCCGGAACGGCAGCUGCGGUGCCGGCGGCGGUAGGAGCAGCACAACAGGCCAUACCAUAGAGGCAACAGCAGAAGGGAGCCCGUGGUCCUCUGUCGUAAACACACUCCCCGCCACUGCCACCUCCCCUCUGCGCCGCGCGCAGUCCUGCCUAGCGCCCGAGGCCGCUCGAAUUGCUAUGUAACCGGGAGACUGCCGGACGAAGGGGACUGGGAAGAAGAGGCUCUCCCGCCGUGGCCGCUCGGAGCCAAGUUUGCAGCCACUUCUGCACGCGCUCUCCCUUAGCCUUCGUCCGCCCCUUCCAGCAGCCCAGCCGGCCAGGUGCCCUUCACCUCCUCGCGUGCCCAGCAGCCGAGGUUCACGGCGACCAUGGUGACAGUGGAGGAGCUGCGGGAGAUGGACUGCAGCGUGCUCAAAAGGCUGAUGAACCGGGACGAGAGCGGCGGAGGCGCGGGAGGCAGCGGCAGCCACGGCUCCCUGGGGCUGCUGAGCGGCGGCAAGUGCCUGCUGCUGGACUGCAGACCGUUCCUGGCGCAUAGCGCGGGCUACAUCCGAGGCUCGGUCAACGUGCGCUGUAAUACUAUCGUGCGGCGGCGGGCCAAAGGCUCCGUGAGCCUGGAGCAGAUCCUGCCCGCCGAGGAGGUGCGGGCCCGCCUGCGCUCUGGCCUCUACUCGGCGGUCAUCGUCUAUGAUGAGCGCAGCCCGCGCGCCGAGAGCCUCCGCGAAGACAGCACCGUGUCGCUGGUGGUGCAGGCGCUGCGUCGCAACGCUGAGCGGACAGACAUCUGCCUGCUCAAAGGUGGCUAUGAGCAGUUUUCUUCCGAGUACCCAGAAUUCUGUGCCAAAACCAAGGCCCUGGCAGCCAUCCCACCCCCGGUGCCCCCAAGCACCGCGGAGUCCUUGGAUCUGGGCUGCAGCUCCUGCGGAACCCCACUGCAUGACCAGGGGGGUCCUGUGGAGAUCCUUCCCUUCCUCUACCUCGGUAGUGCCUAUCACGCUGCCCGGAGAGACAUGCUGGAUGCCCUGGGCAUCACAGCCCUGUUGAACGUGUCCUCGGACUGCCCCAACCACUUUGAAGGACACUAUCAGUACAAGUGCAUUCCAGUGGAAGAUAACCACAAGGCGGACAUCAGCUCUUGGUUCAUGGAAGCCAUUGAGUAUAUCGAUGCGGUGAAGGACUGCCGUGGGCGGGUGCUGGUACACUGCCAGGCAGGCAUCUCGCGCUCUGCCACCAUCUGCCUUGCCUACCUGAUGAUGAAGAAGAGGGUGAGGCUGGAGGAGGCCUUUGAGUUUGUCAAGCAGCGCCGGAGCAUCAUCUCACCCAACUUCAGCUUCAUGGGGCAGCUGCUGCAGUUCGAGUCCCAGGUGCUGGCCACGUCCUGUGCUGUGGAGGCUGCCAGCCCCUCGGGGCCCCUGAGGGAGCGGGGCAAAGCUACCCCCACCCCCACCUCGCAGUUUGUCUUCAGCUUCCCAGUCUCUGUGGGGGUGCACUCGGCUCCCAGCAGCCUGCCGUAUCUGCACAGCCCCAUCACCACCUCCCCCAGCUGUUAGGGCCGGAGCCCCGGAGCCCGGGAACCCCCAAGCCGAAGUCGGCUUUCCGCAGAGGUGGGUGGGCCGCAUGUGGCAGCAAGUCAAGACUGACCAGCAGGGGGCAGGUGACCAAGCUCCUUCCUCAUCCAUUUCUCCUUGGCCGUCCUCGGGGGCCAGCUAGAAUGGCAAUAAGGACUUUGAAUACCUAGUAAAAGCAGACAACAAAACACUCCGACUUAGAGCAAUAAUGGCUGCCUCAGCAGCCGGGGAGACCUUGCUUUGGUGUGUGCAUCAGUUUUACGUUUAAGAUAGAAGUUUCUUACCUCAUUUUUUUAAGCAGCAAGGCUUGAAGUUAUGAAAUCCGCAGAUCCUGGCAAAUGUGCUCAACCAGUUUUAUGGGGGGGAGGGGGACGGGCAAGGGAUGAGAAGCAAACCUGUUUCCCAGAAGUGCCUGGAUUCCUGUUCUUGCUCCAUUUUUUGUUGUUGUUGUUGUAGUUACAGGAAUUUUGUUUUUUUAAA
Messenger RNA from Trichechus manatus latirostris (Florida manatee), 2085 nucleotides. RefSeq names its product dual specificity phosphatase 4 (gene DUSP4). Lineage: Eukaryota; Metazoa; Chordata; Mammalia; Sirenia; Trichechidae. The transcript has 4 exons. Gene Ontology annotation, molecular function: MAP kinase tyrosine/serine/threonine phosphatase activity; protein tyrosine/threonine phosphatase activity; MAP kinase tyrosine phosphatase activity. Bases 406 to 1587 code for a protein of 393 amino acids. The record is from RefSeq and is a predicted model, not a curated record. Gene Ontology annotation, biological process: endoderm formation; protein dephosphorylation; negative regulation of MAPK cascade. Gene Ontology annotation, cellular component: nucleus; cytoplasm.